Grosmannia clavigera kw1407 is the source of this 4296-nucleotide messenger RNA. RefSeq names its product gata transcription factor. The transcript has 3 exons. Gene Ontology annotation, molecular function: zinc ion binding. The record is from RefSeq and is a predicted model, not a curated record. Bases 1 to 4296 code for a protein of 1431 amino acids. Gene Ontology annotation, biological process: rDNA heterochromatin formation; silent mating-type cassette heterochromatin formation; regulation of transcription by RNA polymerase II. NCBI's taxonomy places the organism in Eukaryota, Fungi, Ascomycota, Sordariomycetes, Ophiostomatales, Ophiostomataceae.
AUGGCGUCGCCCAGUGGCAAUGCCUGGAUGGCAGCACCCGCUGGCCAGCAGUUGCCCGGAGCGAUUUCAGCCAGCGAGGCAGAAGAAAUGGGCUUGCAAGUCCGGACAAUGGGCCUGAAGGUGCACUACACCUUUGACAAGGACAGCCGGGUCAACUGCUUGGCUCGCUGGCCACAGCAGCUGCAGGUGCAGGCCAUUCCCAUCAGCGACGUCAGCUGGAUUGGCGUCAUCGAUCUCCGAACCUGCCUGCAGGCCAUUGCCCAGUGCAGUCCCGAAAUCUUGUCCCAGAACGAGCACGACUACACCAUCUACGCCUACGACUACUCCGAACCCGACACUCCGCUGGUCGGCCAGGGCAUGUUGUCGUGGGCUCUCGACCUGUCCGGCCCACCGGCCUCGACAGACGACGGCAGCAAGAUGGUGACCGGUCGCGUCAGCAAGAACGUGCUGGCCAUCUUUGGCAACGGCGUGCGCGAGACGCUCGAGGUCAAGCUCAAGCUCACCGAGGUCCCUCGGCCGACCCGUUCAGACAUGCUCGGCCCUGCCGAUGGCUCCCAGACCAGGGGCGCUCCAACACCGACCGACACCACCGAGUGGAACUCGUUCCUGCAGUCGAACCCGAAUCUUGGCCGCUCGGCAAACGUCGCGGCCGUGCAGUCUCCUGGCUUGGCGUCAGUCCGGCCAGACAUGUCCUAUUUCCAGCAGCAGCGGCCGCCGUCGGCUGCCUCUCGUCCUGGCUCCAGACCCGGCUCUCGCCAAUCAUCCAUGCCUCCCUCUCUCCUCGCCAAACCCGCACACCCCCUGCCGGUCUCCAGGAUGGGGAGCAUGGGCACUGGCUCACCGCCACCAACAGCGGGGACCGUCGACGAGCCCGUCGCAGCCUCCACACCGCCUGCCGAGCCUGUCAAGUUGCGGUCAGACGCCGGUCGUCGUCCCUCGUCCAGGCCAUCGUCGCGGACCCGGUCCAAGGUGCCCACGGGCCGCCCGCGCGGUCGCCCUCGAAAGCAGCAGCCGGCCGACGGCAACACCUCCGCCGCCGAGGAGCAGCCCACCGAUCAAGACCCCGACGACGGCUCCAAGCGGAAACGGGUCAAGACCACCAAGGCCAACUACCCGACCAAGACGUCGCUCGACAUGCCGCCCGACUCGUUGCGUGUCGCCGCCAGCACGUCGGGCUCCCUUCGCACCCUGCGGCCCAUCAUGGCCGCACCGCCGUCGGGCAAUGAGGGCGGCGGCGCCGGCGGGCCUGCUGCUCACCUGCAGGAGCUCCCUCGUGCCCCCACCCCAGUGCCCCAGGGCGUUCCACCCAGCCAGCACCACGUCAGAAAGAUGCUGGCCCAGAAGUCGCGCCGGGAGUCCAUGGUCGACUUGGAGAGGAAUGCCUUUCGGGAACAAGAAGGCCUCUACUCACGCUCAGCAGCCGAUACCCGAUCCAUCGACACCCGAUCCGUCGAUGGUCGCUCACCCACAGAAUCCAUUGCCCCGUCACCCGAAAACUACACCCCCGACGACAGCCCGGCAGAAAUAGGCUCGUCGCCGCCGGUUCCUCGCUCUACGACCUACGUGCCGCAGUCCAGUCCGAUGCCGUCCAGUCCGAUCUUGCCUCCGAUGCCCCGGCGGCCUGAUACCGAUUCUGGCUUUAUGAGCGGCAGCAUGGACGACAUGUUUGACGACGACGACUGCCUGAACGAGACCGUUAUCCAGCCGCCUGUACAGACGCCCAAGGAGUUCGCAGCACCGACUCCUUCCACUGCUGCUCCCGAGCCUGCUGCGAACACGGCCCCCGGCAGCUUCACGGCAACGAAUGCCGCGCCGGCAUCCAACGCCGCCGCGAGUCAACCGCCUCCCAGCAGAGAGGGCGCAUCUCGACCAGCGGAGCAGUACUCGUUCAUGGCUAUCAACCCUGGACCCCCAGAGCUACUGCCCAUGACGAGCAUAUACGACCCGCCAAAGGCCCGGCCACCAAAGGCCCAAAAGGCAGCGAGCGUGGGUGGGAAGAGCAGUUCGGCCUCACAGAAACGAGCGUAUUCUGAACCCGCACAACCGCAGCAGCCUCAGGAACAGCACGGGAUGUCUUUUGACGCAAGUCACUGUCCAAACGCCCAGUCAGCAACAUCGAUGGGAUGGCAGACUACACCGACAGAGGUCAACACGCCAACACCCACAGAAGUAGCGACACCUAUGCCGCCAACGACGGCGGGCUCUCAAGGUCCAGAUGUUGCAGAGGACCUGGCCGACCUGGCCAGGCUGAUUGCCGCAGAAGACGACCUGGACGCCGCCGUGGGGGCGACACUGCAGAUGGCGGCAGCUAAUGGCUCUUCGUCCAACGACGGCCAGAUGAUGUCGCAGCUACGAUUGCCUCAGUCGAUGCCGCAACGUUUACCAGAGUUCUUUUCGCGUGCGGCACGCGACAGCAUGACCAGCGCGUCUGCAGGCCCCUCGGUUCCCGCCAGCGAUCCGCCUGCGCCGCUCCCAUUGGCAUUGCCCGCAAUGCCACCAGCGCCAACAGCCUUUUCCGAGGCACCGUGUCCACCGAGCGACACGGACCAGCCGCGAUCAAACAAGAACCUGGUGCGCAAAGCCGCCAUCCGGGAACGGCUACAGAAGGCGAUCGAGAGUGGGGAGAUGCCACCGUUCUGCCAGAACUGUGGUGCGAUUGAGACGCCCACAUGGCGCAAGAUGUGGACGCAGGAUCACGAGGGCGAGCCGGGCUAUCACGAAUACUCGGAAAAGCCGGGUCACGUGACGGCGAUUGACGUGCUCAACCGCGACGACGAUGGCAAGCCGACCAAGCACCGGCUGGUGAAGAAGGCCCUGGGCCCGACGGAAGACAGCAAGCAGUGGACACAGAUGCUGCUGUGCAAUCCAUGCGGCAUCUGGCUGGGCAAGUUCAAGAGCCACCGACCGUCCGACCGAUGGGAGAAGGAUGCCUCGCGGCUCAACCAGCCCAAGCGAAAGCGGGAUGCCAAGAGCGGUGGAGGUGGAUCCCGUUCGAGAAAGUCGAGAACAAAGAGUGAUCCACAGCUUCAGCCCACGUCGGAGGCCUACUUCACAACCGAUCCAGCCGGCCUGGCCGAGCUAGACGAGAUAAACAUCCAGGGCACAUUGCCGUCAGCAUACAUGCCCACAGCACGAUCAGCAGCAGCCGAGCCUCGGUCCAUGGACGAGGUCGUAGCUGCUGCAUCAGCGAUGGCAACAGAGUUGACGGAAGCGACAGCGGAAACAAGACGGCGGGAGCAGAGACAACAACAACACCAGCCGGAUUUUGAUGCAGGGUCUAACCGGGGGCCUGCUUCCGGUGGCGGAUCUGUUGGUCGCCAGGGACUGCGAUCGGCGCAAUCAAAGGGGAGUGGAACGGCAAAGAGUCCAAUUGCGGUGGACGAUCCGAUUUUUGGCGCCACGCGACGGCUUCUUUUCCCAUCGCCCCGCAAAGACGGCAUGCCAAAGGUGUUGGGCGAGCUGGACGCCAAUAUUGGGACGCCAACAGGUGGCGCCAAGACGCUGGCUAGCAAGCUUGGUAACGGGGGCAGUGGCGACGGCGAGAGCAUCUCCACCAGGCAGUCCAAGGACGAGAUGGUCGAUCUUUUUGGAACACCACCUCCCCCAGCCACGCGGCCGUCGACGCCACCGCCCAGAUUGAUCGUGGCUGGUGAUGGUUCUUCUGCAACGGCCUCAAGCGGGCCAUUCAAGACGCCCACUCGUCCCACUCCGAGUCACCGGCCGAUGACCAGGAGCAUCACCAAGUCCAUUCGCUCUGUGGCUCACUGCCCGCUGUCGCCAUCUGAGGCCUUGACAGCACUGCAACGGACUCCGUCAAAAACACCGCGGGCGGCUCUUGCAGGCUCCAACAUGCGUCGUCCAACAGGAGCCACUCCCGGCCGGCAAAACAUGCACAACCAGCACGGCGGCUCCUUCCAGUUGUGCGACAUGACCUUUGAUACGCCCUUUACCUCGACGCUGAACCAGCUGCUAUCGGAGGCCAACGAGUUCACUACGGGCUCGCCUUCGCACGGCCUGGGAGAGCUAGACCUGGUCAGCCUGGGCAGCUUAGACGGCGAGGAGAUGCACGGCGGAACCUACCACGGCUCUGUGGGCAAUAUCGACUUUAGCUCGUAUCUAGACACCGACCUAACCAUGCCGAGCACAUCGCCACUGCUGGGACGCAAGAGCGCUGGUCACAGCAACCGGCAUCACCAGGUGACCUUUGGCGGCGCUCUGACCGUUGACAGCGAUGCCCUGUGGACCGACUUUAGUGGCGCAGGUUUUCCGAACGAUCCCAUGGAAGAAGAUGUCUAG